AAUACUUCUAAAACGCAGCGCUUCAAAUAUGUGCAUUUUUUUGGAUCCAACUGCUCUUCCGAUUGACUUAAGGCAGACACAAGCAGAUUCUGGUGUUCUUCUUGAUGACAAUACACAGCUUGGGAGUCAUAGUUCGAAAAUCUACGCUACAAUGUUAGAACUCCAAAAGUCAUCCGUCAGCGACUACAGUGCCAUGGACGAUGAUUGCGACGAAGUCGAGUGGCUUGAAUUCGAAGAUGACAUAUCGGAGCCAUGCAAUACGGCCAGUGAUUCGAUAAUUAUACAACCUCAGAAGGAGCAUUUCCACCGUUUAGCUCUGGAGGUUGGUCAGCAACGCUAAGACGGCGGUGGCCGCAAAUAUUGCUUUCUGAUUAACUUUUCUUUAUGUCUGCUUUCAAGAGCACUUGCUCAAAACAUGUAUUGAUAUUCAAAAUUUAAAAAAAAAAACUUGAAUCAUACAAGAAAAU
Messenger RNA from Phlebotomus papatasi, 467 nucleotides. RefSeq lists its product as uncharacterized. The transcript is spliced from 2 exons. The record is from RefSeq and is a predicted model, not a curated record. NCBI's taxonomy places the organism in Eukaryota, Metazoa, Arthropoda, Insecta, Diptera, Psychodidae. The coding region runs from base 29 to 340 and encodes 103 amino acids.